GGAUUUGGAGUGUCCCAGGACUGGGUGUCCUGCUAGUCUGUCUCUCCCCUCCCUCUUCCCUUCUGCUUCCUCCCUCCCCUUAGACUCAGGGGACUCCAAGGGUGGGUGGAAGGAACUCUUACCCCUGCGAAGAAUAGACACCAGGAUUGCCAGGCUGCCUACACUUGGUUUCUAGCUUCCCUUCCACGUCCCUCAAGCCACUCCCUGGGCCUGAAGCCCCGGCUCCCUUUGAAACACCCCCUCCCUCUCUGAAGGAGGCUGGCCUGGCCAGGGGGUUAUUUUAGGAGCAGCUUCUGAAAUGCUCUGGCCUUGUUAGGGCAAUGCUGACCUUUCUGUCUGAGGAGGAGGGCAGGACUGGAGAAGGGGCGGGGCAGCCACUAGGAGAUCGACAGCCCCACACGCCCACUGGGUGGAGGAGAAGGGGGCCAGCGGCCGGGAAUUCAGCCUCAGGCUGGGGGCUGUCACCCAGGGGGAUUCCCUUCUUUGAACCGGACUGGGGCCCCUCAACCUCACCCCUUUUACUGUGCUUCUUAAAGGGAUCACAUCGUUUUUCCUUUCACUCCACGGAAGCCUGACUUGGGACGCUUGGGGGAUUUUGAAUCUUUCCUUCCUGCUUCCUUCCCAGCUGGCCGCUUGCCUCUGGCUCAUUGGGGGGGGCUCUCAGGCAUGGCACUGACCAGCUGGCCCAGUGCUGACUUGGCUCCUGGGUUCUCUCAGCCUCUGCUGGUGGCUCGCUGUCCCCCUCCUAGGGCACGGUGGUGAGUUUGGGGGCCCAGCCCCAAGCACACCUGGAGAGUGUCGCUGGCACCCCAGCCACCCUCGCCACCCAAGCUGGAGGAUCGGGAGGUGAUUGGGGGCUAUGAUGAGAUGAGCGGGGGCCGCUUUGACUUUGACGAUGGUGGGGCGUAUUGUGGGGGCUGGGAGGGGGGUAAGGCCCACGGGCAUGGGCUGUGCACGGGCCCCAAGGGCCAGGGCGAGUACUCAGGCUCCUGGAACUUUGGCUUUGAGGUGGCAGGCGUCUACACCUGGCCCAGCGGGAACACCUUUGAGGGGUACUGGAGCCAGGGCAAGCGACACGGGCUGGGCAUAGAGACCAAGGGGCGCUGGCUCUACAAGGGCGAGUGGACACACGGCUUCAAGGGACGCUACGGCACUCGGCAGAGCACCAGCAGCGGUGCCAAGUAUGAAGGCACCUGGAACAGUGGCCUGCAGGAUGGCUACGGCACAGAGACCUACGCUGAUGGAGGGACGUACCAAGGCCAAUUCACCAACGGCAUGCGCCACGGCUACGGCGUGCGCCAGAGCGUGCCCUACGGGAUGGCCGUGGUGGUGCGCUCGCCGCUGCGCACGUCGCUCUCAUCCCUGCGCAGCGAGCACAGCAACGGCACGGUGGCGCCGGACUCACCCGCCUCGCCGGCCUCGGACGGCCCGACGCUGCCCUUGCCCGUCACCCCGCGCGGCGGCUUCGCGCUCAGCCUCCUGGCCAACCCCGACGCGGUCGCCCGGGCCUCCAAGGGUGGAGGCCUCUUUCAGCGGGGUGCCUUGCUGGGCAAGCUCCGGCGCGCCGAGUCGGGCACGUCGCUGGGCAGUCAGCGCAGCCGCGUCAGCUUCCUCAAGAGCGACCUCAGCUCUGGCGCCAGCGACGCUGCCUCCACCGCCAGCCUCGGCGAGGGUGCCGAGGGCGUCGACGAGGCGGCGCCCUUCGAGGCCGACAUCGACGCCACCACCACCGAGACCUACAUGGGCGAGUGGAAGAAUGACAAGCGCUCGGGCUUCGGCGUGAGCGAGCGCUCCAGUGGCCUCCGCUACGAGGGCGAGUGGCUGGACAACCUGCGCCAUGGCUACGGCUGCACCACGCUGCCCAGUGGCCACCGCGAGGAAGGCAAGUACCGCCACAACGUGCUGGUCAAGGGCACCAAGCGGCGCGUGCUGCCGCUCAAGAACAACAAGGUUCGCCAGAAGGUGGAGCACAGUUUGGAGGGUGCCCAGCGCGCAGCCGCAAUAGCACGUCAGAAGGCGGAGAUCGCAGCCUCCAGGACAAGUCACGCCAAGGCCAAAGCUGAAGCAGCAGAACAGGCUGCCCUGGCCGCUAACCAAGAGUCCAACAUCGCCCGCACAUUGGCCAGGGAGCUGGCUCCAGACUUCUACCAGCCAGGCCCCGAGUAUCAGAAGCGCCGGCUGCUUCAGGAGAUCCUGGAGAACUCAGAAAGCCUGCUGGAGCCCCCCGACCGGGGUCCCGGCGCCACGGGGCUCCUGGGGCCGCCCCGCGAGAGCCCGCAGCUGCAUGAGCGCGAGACCCCGCAGCCCGAGGGCGGUCCCCCGUCGCCAGGCGGGACGCCUCCGCAGCCCAAGCGGCCCAGGCCGGGGGCCACCAAGGACGGCCUGCUGGGCCCGGGCGCCUGGAACGGCGAGCCGGGAGGCGAGGCCGGGCUGCCGGUGACGCCGUCCGAGGGCGCGGGCCGCCACAGUCCAGCGCGCCCGGGCCCCGAGCGCAUGGCUAUCGAGGCGCUGCAGGCGCCGCCCGCGCCGUCGCACGAGCCCGAGGUGGCGCUCUAUCAAGGCUACCACAGCUACGCCGUGCGCACCGCGCCGCCGCAGCCGCCGCCCUUCGAGGAAGAGGAGGAGCCCGAGUCCCCCCGGUCCGACUCGGCGCCCUCGUCCCCGGUCACCGCCCCCACGCAGGCCCCUGCGCCCCGGGGCCCCGAGCCCCCGUCGCCUGCCAAGCUGGAGCCCAAGCCCAUCGUCCCCAAGGCCGAGUCCAAGGCCAAGGCCCGCAAGACGGAGGCCCGAGGGCUGACAAAGGCCAAAAAGAAGGCUCGGAAGGAGGCAGCGAUGGCGGCGGAGGCCGAGGUCGAGGUGGAAGAGGUCCCCAACACUGUCCUCAUCUGCAUGGUGAUUCUGCUGAACAUCGGCCUGGCCAUCCUGUUUGUUCACCUCCUGACUUGACCCUCGUCUGCCAG
Messenger RNA from Orycteropus afer afer, 2960 nucleotides. The record is from RefSeq and is a predicted model, not a curated record. Lineage: Eukaryota; Metazoa; Chordata; Mammalia; Tubulidentata; Orycteropodidae.